This is a messenger RNA of Rotaria sp. Silwood2, 933 nucleotides long. Lineage: Eukaryota; Metazoa; Rotifera; Eurotatoria; Philodinida; Philodinidae. The record is from the annotation of a GenBank genome assembly.
AUGAAUAGUGAUUCGGAUAAUGAAAUGGAAAAUGGAAUGGAAGAAGAAGAAGAAGAUAUUGAUAGUGAUUUAGAUGAUGUUGAACUUCAAACAGCUUUUAAAGAAGGUCUUCUUAAACCUGGUUUAAACAUCGAACAAAAACCUAAACGACCAUUAAUCAACAACAAAGAAGCACUUACUGCUAAAUAUGCUGAAAUCUAUCUUGAUUUACCAUGGGGUGAACGACUUGAUUGUACGAACACUCCAUUAGUUGUUAAUGAAACUAAUUUACCUGCAAAUGAUGAUGAAGCACUUGCUGAUAAUGAUUUUAAACGCGAAAUGCUUUUUUAUCGUCAAGCUCAAGCAGCCGUUCUUGAAAGUAUUCCUCGGUUAAAAGCAGAAAAAAUUGCAACAAAACGACCUGAUGAUUAUUAUGCACAAAUGGUCAAAUCCGAUGAACAUAUGAAAAAAAUUCGAGAAUAUUUAGUUAAUCGUAAAUCUGAUAUUGAAAAACGUGAAAAAUUACGUAAAUUACGUGAACAAAGAUUAUAUGGUAAAAAAGUUCAACAAGAAGUUUUACUCAAACGACAAGAAGAUAAAUCAAAAUUACUUAAAACAAUGAAAAAAGUUCGAAAAGGAAAACAAGGUGGUAUGCAAGAAUUAGAAGAAACUCUUGGUGAUCGAAAGAAAAAUUUCGGAAAAUCAAAUGAAAAUGAUUAUAAACGAAAUUCAAAAAACAAUCGUAAACUCGAAUAUAAAAAUAAAAAAUUUGGUUUUGGUGGUCGAAAGAAGAAUAUUAAAAAAAAUACCGCUGAAAGUUCAGCUGAUGUAUUUAAUAAAAAAUCUACUAAAUGGCAACGUCCAUCAUUUCAUGCACAAAAAGGCAAAAAGGGCAAACAAAAACCAUCUCGACCUGGUAAAACUGCUCGUCAAAAAGCACGAACAAACAAAUAA